Messenger RNA from Seminavis robusta, 2878 nucleotides. Lineage: Eukaryota; Bacillariophyta; Bacillariophyceae; Naviculales; Naviculaceae. The record is from the annotation of a GenBank genome assembly.
GGAAAAACAAACACCCGCAACAACUCGGUUGCCUCAUCAUUUCAUAAAGGACUGCUGCUGCCGUUCGCUGUUUCCUCGUCCCAUCAAUCAUGAGCUCUGGCGAGGAAGACGACAACGACGGAGAUAUUUCUGACGCCGCCUGGGAAGCCUGGUUGAAUCAGCAACGAGAAGAAACUCAGCGCCGUCUCUACGGAAGGGAUGACUUCGAAACAAUCUCUGUGGGAAAUGAUGAUAAUGACAGCCUUCCCUCCAUCUCGACUCGAUAUUCAUCGUCGACCAACGAAAGCCGGAGUGAUCAGUUCGUUUUUGCCGAUGCACCAAAGCCACCACAUAUUGCCAAUGCUCGAAUGACUCUGUCCAUGUUGUUUGCGAAUAGCAACUGGCAUGCCCCAGAAGGUCGAAAGUGGGUCUUCAGUGUGCUUCAAGAGUAUCCCGCCCUUGCCGGAGAAGUCUUUGCUGACCUGGACAGCGAGUUCAAGAGGCCGUUGUCUCAGCUGCUGUCGGCGCGUGCCAAUCUGGAAAUGAUCCAGACCGUCUACAAUAUGCAACCAGACGCCAUCAGCAAGGCGCAGGGAUACAUUAACGAUCUGCCACUUCAUGAUGCUUGCUGGUUUGGAAAUGACCCUGAAGUCGUCAAAUUCAUUGCCACAGAGUAUCCAGAAGCCCUUACCAUUAUCAAUGACUCUCGGAGACUCCCCAUUCAUGAUGCCAUUCGAUCUUCAAGAAUGUCAUCCACUCAACACACCCCGGACCAAAGGACCAAUUCCGAAACAAUCCGCUUUUUGCUAGACAUGUAUCCUGGCUGUAUGCAGUCGAGAGAUAAUGAUGGAAAGUCAAUCAUCGAAAGUGCUCUAUACCAUGGAUAUGACCCAGAGUUGUUGGCAUUCAUGAUCAAUGGAUAUCUGCCCGCUUCGGGAAUUGAUAGUUUUCAAUGCAGUGGAGGAUACUAUAGUUUCGACCUACCAAGAGCACAAGCAAUCCACAACAUCUUUGCUCACGUCAAGUCUUUUCGGUGUGAUCCACCUUCAUUUUCAUCCGAUGGUUUCAUCUAUCUCAUGAAUUCCUUAGCCUGCAACACUUCAUUAGAAUCCAUGGAAAUCUUGUCCUUCCCGGGCGGCCUGCUUCUAAACAACCCAGAUACUCGAGGAGGGUUUAUUCACUUCAUCGAACAAAACCAAACACUGCAAACACUAUCCAUUGUCAUCCCGAGCAUGUCCAACUUGCCUCACAGUGGAGUCUGUCUUCAAGUUCUGGAAACAGCUCUGACUUCGGCAAACACGAAAAGCAACCUGCAACGCUUGGAAUUGGGACAAAUGCUCAUCAUGGAUCGCCAGAACUUGACAAACUUCCUCCUACAUGCAAGGGCGCCUACAAGAGAACUGGUAUUCGAACAGGUUACAAUUAGACUAUCCAUUGGAUCCCUCUUUAGGAUGAGUCGUACCGCAGAAAACGCUGCAACAGGGAGGAUCCGUUCUGUUACAUUCAACAAUUGUCCCAUGGACCAGUCGACACUGGACGAUGUCUUUGAACUGUUGGCCAUGAUGCCGUCUCUAAGACGACUCAAGAUGGAAUUUAACCCUUCAGCCCCAGGUGCGAGUACAGUGUCAGAGUUGAACCUGACAGUUCCGUUGAUGAGUCUGCUGGAGCAAAACAGAUUGGAAAGCGUGGAAUUGUCAUCCAUUUUCUCAUUCGACCUGGUGCGCCUCGUGGAUAUUCUCAAGACCAAUAUUUCGCUAGAGACACUGCAAUCUUCACCCCGUUCGCUGAACACGGAAGCUCUUUGCGAGAUUCUACAGCAAAACACGACACUCAAGACCUGCGCAUUGGAGCCCACUGGUCGUCAUGAUAAAACCCGCGACAGAGCCAUCCACCUGAUGAGGCUCAACGAGUUCGGUCGUGGCACAAUACGGCAACAAGGCAUUACCAAAACCCAAUUCUUGGCGACAAUAGUGGCAGUGAAUGAAGCCGAAUCCCUGAAACUUCCAAUUCAAAAUUUCAACGUGGUGCAUGGAUUAUUGCGUGAAUCUCCUUCGUUCUGGUGCGGCCUUGCAAAUUUGUCAGAAUGGCGUUGAAGGAAAUCCUAAGAACAAAAGGGGGACAAAUCAGAUUCUUACACAACAGCUCGAAACACUGAACAUGGGAAGAAGCUAGACAAAACGAAGGUUGUACUUCAGUAAGGUAAACAAGUCUCGACACGAGCUCGCCAUGGUUGAACCCGAUAACUACUCCGGCCACAGGUCGCUCUAGAAGAUCCGUAGCCAAGCGUUACCAAACUUCAUCAUCAGUACGGUCCCAAAGGCACUACCAGCCACACAACAAUCAAUCAAUCAAUCAAUCAAUCGACACUCCAAACAGCCGAAUUAAAACAUGAUUGCCACUCACCCUGGCCUCUCCUUGAAGUGGUUACUUGUUCUUUCGGUGCCUGUGAACGUCAGUAGUCUUUUCAUGUUUUUUGCCAUGGUGAACCAGUGGCAGCACGGUGGAUGAUUCUCGAUUGCUGGUAUCUUCCUUGGCCAACCCUUGAUACUUGGACUGGUUGGCACGUCCAAACUUUUUUGUUUGCAUAACCUUGGGCAGGUUUUUAAUGUCUCCUCGUGAUUUGGCCGAUUCUGUGACUCCUUGUUCGUACUCUUUAGCACGCAGGCGGACAUCUCCUUCCUCAAAUUCAUCCUCGUCCAUGUAGUAGGCUCCACGGUGAAAGUACUUUUGCAUAAACUUGGGCUGGUCCUUGUCACUGGCAGCGUGCAUACGAUUGCUUCCGGGUUGUUGAUAUCGCCCGGAUGCCAUAUCUUCGGCCUGCGCCUGCUCAUCCGUGAGUUGUUGUCUUCGUCUAUACUCAGCUUCCAGCUGUUCCUUCUUUCGUAGUCGAUCAAUUUCC